This is a messenger RNA of Xenopus tropicalis (tropical clawed frog), 921 nucleotides long. RefSeq names its product taste 2 receptor member 4 (gene tas2r4). Gene Ontology annotation, molecular function: G protein-coupled receptor activity; bitter taste receptor activity. Lineage: Eukaryota; Metazoa; Chordata; Amphibia; Anura; Pipidae. The record is from RefSeq and is marked provisional. Gene Ontology annotation, cellular component: membrane. Gene Ontology annotation, biological process: sensory perception of taste; G protein-coupled receptor signaling pathway.
AUGGAAUUGGCUGUGACUGGGAUGUUGUUUAGCCAACUGGCGCUGGGGGUGGCCAUUAAUGGCUUCAUCGUGGGGACGUACCUGCUGGAAUGGAGGAAGAAGCGAAGUCUCCGUAUGACCGACGUAGUCCUGGUGUGCUUGGCCGUCAAUAGAUUCCUGUGGCAGCUGUUCCAUACCUUGGGGUCGGUAUUUUCAUUCGUGCAAGUCGUAGUCACCAUCACGUAUCAGGUUGUCUAUUCCGUCUGUGCCUUUCUAAACUGGAGCGGCCUGUGGCUCGCCUCGGUGCUCAGCGUCAUUCACUGUGUGAAGAUCUCCAACUACAACAACUGGCUGUUCAUCAAUCUGAAGCGGAGGAUCUGCUGGCUGGUCCAAUGGCUCCUUCUGGCCAAUCUCCUGACUUCUCUGGCUUUCACUCUUGCACUUGUGUGGUUCACAUUCCCCGAGAAUCCAGCCAAUUCUACAGAUGUCUCCUCACAGACCAACACAACCGUGAACCUUCUCCAGAACAUUCCCAGUCCAUUAUUGGUUCUGUGCUUGGGAUCCCUUCUGCCGUUCAUCAUAUUCUGUGUCGCCGUUUCACUACUGAUCAAUUCCCUGCGAAUACACGUCCAACAGAUGAGAAGCCGAGCAACAGGGUUCCAGACGCCGCACUUAGAAGCUCAUAUAAGGGUGAUAAAGAGCAUGGCCUUUUUCCUUGUCCUCUUUUUUCUUUAUUUAGUGGUCACUAUUUUGGGGGCAGGUAAGAAGAAUGUUGGUAAUUGGCUGUAUUUCUAUCUUGGGAUGGCCUUCUACCCAUCACUCCAUUCUGCUGUGCUGAUCUAUUCCACUCGCCAGUUAAGAAUGGCAUGUUUAGCUAUUUAUUAUGGAACCAAAACGUUCAUUUGUGUGCAUCAUGGAAAGGUCCCACCGGAUCUGCAGUAA